Molecule: messenger RNA, 1084 nt
Organism: Thunnus maccoyii (southern bluefin tuna)
Lineage: Eukaryota; Metazoa; Chordata; Actinopteri; Scombriformes; Scombridae
Gene: prok1
Product: prokineticin 1
Exons: 3
Coding region: 418-846 (142 amino acids)
Source: RefSeq, a predicted model, not a curated record
AUUAUAUGGCUUUGAUGUUAAUUUGUCUUUUCCUGGCUGCCUCAGACAGAACAAUAACUCAGGAUGUCUUGGCACCUGUGGCCUUUUUCUCAUGAAGAGGUGUCAGAUUCAUUUUUAGUUUAUAUGAAUGUCAUCAGCCGUUGAGCAGUUUUCCAUUUGCUCUCUUAGUUUGAAUCACUCGGGUCAUGAAAACUCUGUUAGCAGCUGCAUUAGAGCAGAUGUAUGGUUAAACCCUACAAGAGGCAAAGAUCUACAAGUAGAGGGGACUAAUGUGAGCCUCCAUCAGCCGUCAUUUGGAUGAAUAAGAUGACGAAGAUUCUGAGGAGACAGGCGUGGAGAGCACUGGGUGGGGGUUGGAGGUGGAUAAAGAGAGGGAGAGUGUGUGGCUCCCCCCUCUGAGGAGUUCUGGGAACCUUCAUGACCGUCUGGAACGCCGGGGAUCCAGUGCAAGGUAGCAGAGGGACCGAUAACAGCUGCUGUCCAGUGUUGAGGGUGUUGAGAGAGUCCAGUUCUCCUGUUGCUGUCAUGGGCUUCAGGGUGGUGCUGCUGUCCUUUCUCCUGGUGUCUCUGAGCUGGUCCAGAGGAGCCGUCAUCACAGGGGCCUGUGAGAGAGAUGUGCAGUGUGGUUUGGGUCUGUGCUGUGCCGUCAGUCUAUGGCUGAGGGGUCUGAGGAUGUGUGUCCCAAGAGGUGCGGAAGGGGAUGAAUGCCACCCCUUUAGCCACAAGAUGCCCUACCCAGGGAAAAGACAACAUCACACCUGCCCAUGUCUGCCCCACUUGGUGUGCACCAGGUAUGCUGAUAGCAAGUACAGAUGUACUGAUGACUUCAAAUACAUGGACUUUUAAUGGAUGCCCAGACAUUCAAAUGAAGAAGAGCACAGCAGAAACAACAUUUCACAGUGAAGACUUGAACAGGUUGUGGAUGAUGAAACACAUAUUUCCUCUUCACUGACUGUAUUCUUCAUUUGUGUACCGUAUGCACUAUAAUACAUAGUUUUGAUUCUAUAAAUGCACACAACAGGGACAGAAAAAGAAAUGCUAACACAGUGUAACCUACUAUCCAGAGCCACAGUAGGCAUCAGAC